This is a messenger RNA of Lingula anatina, 2003 nucleotides long. RefSeq lists its product as uncharacterized. Gene Ontology annotation, cellular component: cytoplasm. The record is from RefSeq and is a predicted model, not a curated record. Lineage: Eukaryota; Metazoa; Brachiopoda; Lingulata; Lingulida; Lingulidae. Gene Ontology annotation, biological process: protein refolding.
CAGACAUGCGCAGUAAGGUAUGUGCCUGGAUUGUGUAAGCGCACCUUUCGGCGGCGGGGUGCUGGUACAUAUACUGCUGCAAAAACACAGAGGAAAGGGCUGCAAUAUAUGAUGAAAAUAACUAAGCAGCCUUGCUAAACCUCAGCUCGUCCUAAGGGUCUGCCCAUGACUUUUCCAAGAUCCCACUUGCAAGGUUUGACACAAUAUUUGUGUCUUGGAUGGUCAUACAUAAAGCAAGGUUAGAGAUCAGUGCUGGUAUUGGAUGCCACUGCCUAGUCAACCAUUGAACCUGAUUCAAAAGGUCCCUAUAGAAGACCGACAGUGUGUACUGAAAAAGCCAUUUAUAAGGAGCACUUCCCUCUAAGGGAACCUACGUUGGACCAAGUGUUUGUGAAGCCUAUCCAGUGAUGAUGCAACAUCAGUAUAUUUCUUGAAGUAUCUACAGCCUAUUUUCUGAAGCAUACAGACAACUUUGGCAUGAAAUGCUAUGAAGCUCAUAUAACUUUCAACAGAAAAACCAAAAAUUGAAAUUCAAAGGAAGUUGGGGGGGGAAAAAAAGAUGAUAUGAAAAAAAAGUUUCCAUUCUUGUCUUCAACAGAAAUGAGGAGGUGAUUAACUGAAACCAGAAAUGAUUUUCAUUGCAAGAGAAAAUAUGUUUCGACACAAAGGAUUCUUGCUGAUCAAGGGACAUGUUAGUCGCUCAAAUGAACUUCACCAAAGUAGUAUUCUACUUAGCAUGCAGGGCAAAGAUUUGUAUGCUGUAUUAGGUAUAUCAAAAAAUGCUACAAAGGAUGAAAUUCGAAAAGCUUACCUAGAUAAGGUGAAAAAAAACCACCCAGAUGUGAAUAAGAAUAAAAACGCUCACUUGAUCUUUACACAAAUUAACAAAGCAUACGAGACUCUGAGAAAUGACACAUCAAGAAGGGACUAUGAUAGAUCUAUGAGUUUUCAGUCAUUUUCCUCUUCUACAGUGAAUAGAAAUAGGACUUAUGCAGACCAUAGAGAUUAUGGAAGUAAAUAUAGGCCGUAUGCAGAAACACGGGAGUACAAAGGAGGUGGGCCCUCUUCUCGAUACCAAAAUCCAUAUCAAGAUACUCACUAUAAUACACGCAGAAAAGAUGAGCACUUUUGGUACGACUUCUGGGAAGAAGAGAGAGGUGGGCCCUCUUCUCGAUAUCAAAAUCCAUAUCGUGACGCUUACUAUAAUACACACAGAAAAGAUGAGCACAAUUGGUAUGAAUCCUGGGGAACAAAUCCUAACGAAGCUAAUGAGGAUGAGAGAAUGAGAGAAGCAGAGGAAUAUUUUAAUAUGAAAUGGGCUGCAGAAGAACUUAGGCGUCGAAAGGACAGAGAAAGAAUCUGGGAGAAUAUUGAAAGAAUGAAAGCCCAAAUGAAUGCUUCAAGAGAUUCAUUUUGGCAUGGUGCACGAAGUACAGGUUUAGGUGGAAGACACAAGCAAAAAGCAACCCAAGCAGAAAACUCUUACUCCAAGACCGACUUCUCAGACAGGAAGAGUGAAAAAAAUGGUACACGUAGACGGAAAGAUUAUGCAAUACUGGGGGACAUUUUAUUUAUAGCAUACAUGAUUUGUUUAGUAGGUUUAUGGUAUUUCACAAGAGAUGCAAGGAAUCCAGAGAAAAGAAGACGCAGAGAAUCAAAGUCAAAAGAGAGAGGUCUAUGAACAGAAAGUUGCUUUGUUUGCAAUGUUUAGUGUUUAGUAACUCGCAUUACUGAAAAAUAAGGGUGAAGGAAUAUAUUUCUUUGAGACUUUGUAAUGUUCCUUUAUGGACUUGAUUACUCACUCACAAUUUUGUGAAUUUGAACCUAGGGACAAUAAACAGGGAGGUUUUUAAUACCCAGUGAAAUAAAGAAAGAGAUGUAAAAAUAUUGGCAUUAGUUGUGAAACAAGGAAGACCAAAACCUCUAUGCUUUAAAUAUACUAUCAUGUAGAGUGAUGCUAUAAAAAGAGAAAUUGGUGCCAAUCAAAAUGACCUGACAAAGAA